GAACUCCGGGUGAACUGCACGCCACAGCUCAAACAAAACUUUGAAAAGGUUUACCCUUCACUUUCUCGCCGUCUUUAAUCCACUCGCCCCCUACACACACACACACACACAACACGCAACAGUAUACUAUUAUAAUAAACAGAUUUUAUUUUACUUUUUUACUCGAUCAUUGCCACCAUGGAUCUCGACGCCUUCCUCGCCAAGAACAGCAAGAAAGGUUCGAAGAAGGCCGCCAAGCAGAAGGCGAGUGAGGAGGCUGCCCUCGGCGGCUUCGGCCUCGAUGCGGCCGUGGUGAACGCCGCCAAGGCAAAGCCCCUACCCACCACCGCCAACUCAGCGACGCCGACGACGACCACCGCAGGCAGCGGACCAGCCAGCGGUGCCGCGUCCCCCGUGCCGGCCCCGGAGAAAACGGUUGCGGCGCCGGUGGUGAUGGUCAACCUCGCCUCCACGAGCACCGCCCGGCAGGCGAAGACGUGGGACGCCGUGAAGGUCGCGCAGGAGGCGCGGCGACAGGAGGAAGAGGCCGCGGCGGCGGAGGAGCAGGCGAGGGCAGCGGUGGACGCGGCGGAGCGGGCGGCGGAGCGGGCGGCGGCCGGCGAGGACGCGGCAUCGGACGGGGAAGGCGAGGAGGCCGCCGCCGAAGCGAAGCCGGCGAAGUUCGUUGCCCGCGGCCACCGCAACGCGACGGGUACGCUGCACGACCCAACGGCGUCCAGCCCGUCGAACCGCACCGGGCCGCCGACGCAGGGCAUCAGCAUGGAGAACUUGCCGACGCUGGAGGAGACGUUCGGGAAAAAGACUCCGAAGGCCUCACCGAAGCCGGAGGGUGGGGCGAAGGCCGGCUCCCCCGCCCCCUCGGCGGACGGCGGCCACCACGCGAAGGACAGCAGCCACAGCAAGGCGGCGACGGCGGUGGGGUCGCCGGCGGCGUCUGCGAGCGGAGGUGCCUACAAACCGCCGAGCUCGACCGGCGAGGCGUACAAACCGCCCAGCAGCGACGGCGCCGGUGCCUAUCGUCCUCCGGCAUCGUCGGGAGAGGCGUAUAAGCCCUCUUCGGGUUCGCCGACGAGCGGUGCGGGUGCCUACAAGCCGCCGACGUCUUCUGGGGUAGGUGCCUACAAGCCACCGUCCUCGUCCUCUGGCGCCGGUGCCUACCGCCCUCCGGCAUCGUCAGGGGAGGCGUAUAAGCCCUCUUCGGGUUCGCCGACGAGCGGUGCGGGUGCCUACAAGCCGCCGACGUCUUCUGGGGCGGGUGCGUACAAGCCACCGUCCACGUCCUCUGGGGCGGGUGCGUACAAACCGCCGACGUCCACUGUCGAGACGUCGAGCCCGACGGAGGCGUCGACGGCUGGCAGUGGUAGUGGAAGCACGGGUGCCUAUCGCCCUCCGGCAUCCCCUGGUGCUGGUGCGUACAAGCCUCCGACCUCUACCGGCGCCGGUGCCUACCGUCCUCCGGCAUCGUCGGGGGAGGCGUAUAAGCCCUCCUCGGGUUCGCCGACGAGCGGUUCGGGAGCCUACAAGCCGCCGACGUCCUCUGGGGCGAGUGCGUAUAAGCCGCCAAGCAGCGGUGGCGCGGGUGCCUACAAGCCUCCGUCCAAGCGUGAGGACGCGAGUGCGUAA
This is a messenger RNA of Leptomonas pyrrhocoris, 1623 nucleotides long. RefSeq lists its product as hypothetical. The record is from RefSeq and is a predicted model, not a curated record. Bases 178 to 1623 code for a protein of 481 amino acids. The transcript has a single exon. NCBI's taxonomy places the organism in Eukaryota, Euglenozoa, Kinetoplastea, Trypanosomatida, Trypanosomatidae.